AUGCCAGAGAAAGCAAUCCGAGAGAAAACACUGAAUUCAUACCCACGUGAUUCAAAGAUGAGUAAGAAGAAGAGAAGUAGCCAGAGAAGAACAGCUGGAACAGCUGGAACAGCUGGAGCGUGCAUUCAGGACUCCACAUCUGACCAGAGACUGAAGUGUUUCAGGGACAUUAUGGACGUCGUUCUUCAUCUGAGCGAGGAGGAAUGGAAGGCUGUGACCAGGGACAUGACGAAGAAGGUCACAAAGUUGGAGUUUGCGGCUCUGUGCACGAAAAUCGUGAUGUCAGCGGCGUCUUCUGCCAUUAGGUGUUUACUGACGCCUCUCGUGGAAAGCUUCGGGAUCGAUUCGAUUCUCCAGGCAAACGACAAGCUGAAGAAAAUGCCCGAGUCUAAAUGGAGGAAGUGGUCUGACUCAGACACCUCAGCUCAAAGAUCACCUAUGGAGACGUCUGAUUUCAUCUGUCAGCUCGUUCAGAGAGUCGUCACUCAGACAACAGCUGCGAUGCUGGAGGCGAUCCGGAGAGUGGCAUCAGGACGGAGGACGAUCUGCUCGGCGAGAGCUUCAUCACCUGUAGAAGAUCAGAUCUCACAGCCAGAUCUCAGCAUCGCAUGCACUAAUGAGAUCUGUGAUAAGAUCUUGGCUCUGUGUUACUCUGGUGAUUUCGACAGCCCUGGAGGAGAGAAAACUUCAGCAGCGUCGCUAAAGUCCCACCAGGAGGUCCAGGGAAUAAUGAAGGGCUUGGAAGAAGUUGUCUCCACCAGCAGGUCCCCUUUUGAGUUAACUCUAAAAUCCUCGACCCCUGAUUCGGUCCCUGUGACGACUAAAGUGAUGGCUCCUGAUUGUGCUGAGAGGCUUUUCAGUGAUCAGUUUCUGAGCAAAGCCACACAAGCAGUCAGAAAAGUUCUUCUGAAAACAGAGGAAAAAAUCGCUGCUGCAAUGUCGUCCCAAACCUCCGUCCCUGUCCGCAGUGAGACGGAAAUGAAUUCGCUGACGGAGGAGGUCAAGAGAACAGCCUCAAAAAUUCUGUGGGAAUUAGUUUUUAUACUUACACAGUCACUGUGUAAAAGUUCAUCAGGCGUCAGUUGCAAUGCUGCUGACCAGUCUGGACCAGAAGUUGAGAGGAAGAACUUCCUCUCUGGUGCUCGAAAGAUCUACGAGAACAUCUUCAAGCGGGUGUUUGAGUUCACCUCUGGGCGGAAGCAAGCCAUUUCCGAAAAAAACAAGUCGUUCUUGGACGUCUGUCCUAAAACUGCUGCCGAGCUCGAGGGCAGGUCGGAGAACGUCCAGGAGUCUGCUGCUGCUGAACGUUACCUCGAUAAAGCCAUUCUGGUUGCGAGUGAGAUCCUAGAGAAGUGGUUAUCUUCAAAAAUUUCCACAGGUUUAUUCAGCGGGAAAGAUUCGGGUUCCAGCACAGAGUCGUCACCGACGGCGUCAGUAGAUCUGGAUCGAGUCACUGCUGAAAUCGUAAAUACGGUGAUCAGCGGAAUGGCUCUCGAGAUCGGAACAACUGACAUGGAAAACGGAUCGGAUGCUCAAGUAGGUGAAGCUCAGGUGAGUGAUGCUGAUGCUCGCCCAGCUCCCUACUCGGAGAAAUCCUCAGAUGUUAUCACAAAGCACCGAAGUCUUGCUGGAUUCAGAGAGAAAAAGAGACCGUCGUGCUCGAGCCUGGAGAACGCAGCAGCAGCAGCAGCAGCAGCAGUGACUGAUGCUCAGAGCCUCGUGUCCAUCAGCGAAGCUCCAAACCUGCAGGCUGUUAUUGACAGCUGCACUGAGGAGCUGAUUGAAAAGAACGCAGAUUUAUUACUGCGUGACAAGCUGCCGGCCAAGUCCCGCUCUUCUAAAGUACCUUGGUUCAGACGGUUUGCGUUCUUGCAGCCGCGUAAAUCCGGUCGUCUGAGGUCUGAGGUGAGCAGUUCUGUCCCUCUGAGGUCUAAGGAGUUCCUCAAUAAAGCCACUCAGAUGGUGAGUGAAAUGCUGCUCAGAAGGCUGUCGACAGCAGAUUCCUCGAGAUGCUCGUCAGAAGAUGAGCAGAGUGCCGUUAGUACUGCAGAUUCGCUCGUCAGCGUUUUAUACGAAUGCGAUGAGUCUGUGAAAGACGAGACUAAGAGCUCUGACGCUCUCGAAGCCUUUUCCUGCCUCUUUGAUGUCAGAGAAGCAGAAUCUGCCAAAAAGCCACAGAACAUCUUGAGAAAAGUGCGAAGUCUCCUUCAGGCGUUUUUCUCAAAGGCAUCUAAAGCUCUGAGCUCUCCCACACACGAGGAAAGGGUGGAGGAGCAGGUGGACCUGGACCUGUGCACCAACAGCGUCAUUACUGAGGUCACUGAUUUGUUAAGGAGUGAGCUGACAGCUCCUCCUACAGUGAAGAACGAUGACGCCCAUUUCCAGACCGAAUCCACCAGGCGUGUGAGUGACCUAAUCUUCCGAAUGGUGGAAUCCUGUCCUCUGCUGCCCUCACAAUUCCCAAAGGAACAUCUCAUGAAAGUGUCGUCAGCUUUAAAUCUGCAGAUCCUUUCUACUGAGAUUUCCCAAACUGUUAGCGCCACUGUGCGGCAGUUUAUAGAUGCAGACAGGAAGUCGAGGCCUUCAGUCCAGAACAGUUCAUUCGCUCCUCUGCACCUUUUCACUGUGGUGCGCAAUCAGCUGAAGGCUUUCUUAACUUCCUUCUCUAAACAUGUUGCUGACGAUGAAAGGACAGAUGCGUCAGCGCAGUCAGACGGGGAUGAGGAUCGUGUAACUCCCAUCUACAUCAGUGAGGAUGGCACGGUUCAUGAGCUAACAGAGAUGGAGGAUCUUUCUCCAAAGGAGAUGAUCCAUCGACGAGCAUGUGCUACAAAGGAUGUAGUUCCAAAACUCCCCUUAAGGGACGUGGAUAGGGCAGAUGUUGGCCAGUGUUCAUCGGAUUCUGUUCCAGGGAGAGAGAACAACAUGUUACGCUCCAUCCAGUUACCUUCCGAGUGCGUUUACAUGUUUGCAGAGGAGUCCAUCAAGGCUUUACUGAAGAAUGUGCUAAAUGCCGGGCCGAGUGCAGGAAACGAAGCACAGGAAAGCAGCUUCAUGGACAAAUCAACGGGUUGUCCGUUUGCUACAGUGCUCGCACAUGAAAUCGAGGAUGCUGGGACUUCCUCUAAGUCUCCUCAGCUAUCAGCAGCUCCCUCUUCACACACAGAAUCGAGGGCCUCGGGGCGGUUCUUCAGGAGCGCUCGCAGAAUGCUUGGCCGGAUCUUCUCCCCCAUCUGCAAUUUCUUCGACAGACACCCCAACUUUAAAGCUGUGUGUUUUGGUGUGUUAAUGGGUUCUAUUGCGUGUUUUUGUGUGGGUGUGCUUGUGUUUACUUCGGUGUUACUGUUUACAUAAUAAACACAUGUAAUGUACUGAAAUGUUUUUCCU
Messenger RNA from Pangasianodon hypophthalmus (striped catfish), 3387 nucleotides. RefSeq lists its product as uncharacterized. The coding region runs from base 1 to 3354 and encodes 1117 amino acids. The record is from RefSeq and is a predicted model, not a curated record. NCBI's taxonomy places the organism in Eukaryota, Metazoa, Chordata, Actinopteri, Siluriformes, Pangasiidae. The transcript has 7 exons.